CAUAGAAACAGAGAUUUAUAAUCAACUUGAUUACUUUAAAUAAGGAAAGUGGAUUCACCUAGCUUUACUCUUCUAUAAAGUGGGGUUGUAAACAAAGCAUACAUACCCAUGUGUUAUUUUCAUGAAUUGACUCAUUCUCUCUUUCUGGCCAUGCACUCGGUCGGUUAUCCACGUUCCCAAUGUUCUUCACCAUCACCAGAAGAUAUCCUGGUGAAGAAGAUCCUCCUCACACAUGAUCCUGAUGGUCGUCGUGUUGAUUCUGAGUUGCUGCUUCGAAUGAUGGAGAAUGUCAUGUAUUAUGCUACCACAUCAAAUGUUUGUGGGCUAGAUCUACCAGAUAGUGCAAUAGAGAAUUUAUGCAACACAGGAGUAGUUGGCUCACAUGAAUCUCUUGGAAAUACCAUCUAUAGGAUCUCACACGAAAUAUUGUGCAAAUGCUCUGGAGAAGGAGAUUUGCAGGAAAGAUUGCUGGCCGUGUUUGAGUUAUUGGGGAGUUAUUCAUGGGACGCGAAAUUGGUUCUAGUACUAGUAGCUUUUGCUACAAACUAUGGGGAGUUUUGGCUUAUUAUGCAGCUCUGCCCCCUCAAUCCCCUGGCUGUAUCAGUUGCAAUGCUUAAGCAACUGCCUAGUGAUUUGGGUGCCUUCAAGCGACGGUUCAAGGCUUUGACCUCGCUUGUUAAAACCAUGCUAGAAGUGACUAAAUGCGUUAUUGAGUUUGAAGAUCUACCACUGCAACAUGUAGAGCUGGAGGAAGAAACAAUGAUUGCUACAAUGUCUCCGAUCUAUAUAGCAGCCUAUUGGGUCAUUAGAAGUGCAUUGAUCUGCUCCUCUCAAAUCACCGACAUGGUGGCUGCAAAACAUGAGCAAGAGCACUCAACAUCAACCGCAAUUGCAACAUGGGAACUUUCUAGUUUGGUCUGUUGGGUAAGCCACAUCCAUGAUAACCUUAGAAGGCAGGUGGAUUUGUGCCACAAUCAGAUAGAGGCAAAGCUAGAUAGGAAGCUUUCGGAUCUUUUUAAGAAAACCCAUGUGGACAACCAGGAGAUACUUCAGAUGUUAUUUGCACUAGAAGAUGACUUCCCCCUGAAACAGGGCUAUGCACAGGCAAAGGUUAAAGUGUCUGAGCUAAUAAAAAAAGAAGUAAUACUCCUUGUAUCGAAGCCCAAGAUAGGUUCUCUGGAGGAUUUGUUAUUACUGGUGCAACAAACAUAUGAUCAUCCUCAGCAAAAUGAGUUUGAGAGACAGUACGAGAUCAUAUGGGUUCCAAUUCCAUGUUCCAGCAGAUGGAGUGAUGUGGAAGAGAAAGAAUACCAUCAAUUAUCUAAUGCUUUGCCAAUGUAUUCGAUAUGCAAGCCAUGGAGACUUAGUACAGCAAUUGUGAACUAUAUCAGAAGAGAGUGGCAUUUCAUGGAGGAACCAUUAAUGGUGGUAUUGGAUAGGCAAGGGAGGGUAAGCUCAUCAAACGCAAUGGACAUGAUAUGGAUAUGGGGUGGCCCCAAGGCUUAUCCUUUCUCAGUUGCUAGGGAACUACAACUCUGGGAAGAAGCAAGCUGGUCACUGCAGCUUCUAGUGAACGAAAUUAACCCCUUGGUGUCCUACUGGGUAGAAGAGAGAAGAACCCUUUGCCUAUAUGGAAGUGAUGAUCUAGAGUGGAUCAACGAAUUCACUCUUUUGAUGAAGGAGAUAAGAAGUGCAGGUGUGCAGCUAGAGCUUGUGUAUGUUGGUAAGAAGGAAUUCGAUGAACAUGUAAGGGAUAUCUUAGACACCAUUGCCGAAGGAAAGCUAGGUCUCUCUCUCUCUUACCUAAAGAUGCAAUUCUUUUGGCUUCGUUUGGAGAGUAUGAAGAGAUCAAAACUCAGGCUAGGAAGGACAAACGAUGGUGAUAUUGUCUUGAAAGAGGUGGCUUCUUUGCUAAGUCCCAAUGCUAGUGUCGAUGGUUGGGCUGUAAUGGGAGAAGGGUCAUCCACAGAUGUUAUAAAGUUUGGAGGAAAACAGUUCAUCGAAUGCUUGAAGCUUUUCCAAUGUUGGGGGAACGAUAUAGAGAAGCUGGGUUUGUUGGGUGCAAUAAGAAAUGCUCUUGAGCCACCACCCCCUGCACUCAAGUACUCUUGUAACCACUCUAGUGUCAUUCCCUACGUUGAAGGCUUAUUAACCCAAGGGACUCAGGUUUGCAAAGAAUGCAAGCGUCCCAUGGAGAAGCACAUCCUCUACCAAUGCAUUGUGACUGAGGAGCUAAAUUUAAGGAUGUAA
Telopea speciosissima is the source of this 2250-nucleotide messenger RNA. Its product is annotated as protein SIEVE ELEMENT OCCLUSION C. The transcript is spliced from 7 exons. NCBI's taxonomy places the organism in Eukaryota, Viridiplantae, Streptophyta, Magnoliopsida, Proteales, Proteaceae. Gene Ontology annotation, biological process: phloem development. The record is from RefSeq and is a predicted model, not a curated record. Bases 109 to 2250 code for a protein of 713 amino acids.